Messenger RNA from Fopius arisanus, 3860 nucleotides. RefSeq lists its product as uncharacterized. The transcript has 4 exons. The coding region runs from base 567 to 3710 and encodes 1047 amino acids. Lineage: Eukaryota; Metazoa; Arthropoda; Insecta; Hymenoptera; Braconidae. The record is from RefSeq and is a predicted model, not a curated record.
AAUCUUUAUCCCAAUGCCGAAAAAUAAAUUUAUAACGAAAUUAUACGAUAUUUUAGGUUUUCCAAUACCUGAAAAAUUCAAUUGAUGAAAAUUUCGGUGCGCCAUUUAAAAUAAAAAAAAAAAAAUAAAAAAACUAUUCCCCCUCCUAGUAGCAGCCGUGUAAAUGAAAAUUAAACAGAGCAACAAGUAUCACGUAAAUUUUCCAUCAGCUGGUGUACCGUAGCUCGGGGAAAUCGGUUGAAUUUUCGCCGAAGGAGUGGGCAUUUACCCGCAAUUUCGCCGUACAAUUUUUUCCCAAUAAACCGCGGUAAAAAGAAAUGUUGGAUUUAACCGUUGCAAUAACUAAGUAACUCGUACGUCUAUUUCGAGUGUAUCUAAUUCUGUCCCGGGUGAUGGCAUACGAGAGAACUCUGAGGAAAAAGCGUUUCAGCAUCUCCAGGUCGAGCGCAGUCGCUCAUAAACUGCGGCACAGCCCAAAUCCCAAUCGUUUAAUAAAACAUCAUCAACUGCCACUGGCUUCCACCAUCCAAUAAACCACCAGCCGGUUCCGUGUAUUUCGCUCCAUCAUGUCGGAAAAUCAAGGGUUGACAGGCAACAGUCAGAGAAAUGAUGAUGAAAAUCGGGUAGAUACGGAAAAUCGUGUAGUUCUAUCGCAGGACGGAAACGAUGAGAAACCAACUGAAGAUAUUCAAGUCGAAUCACCAGAAGAAACGAUGCUCGAAAAUAUCUCCGAAAAAUUACCAGAGUCGCGUGACGACGAGAAAGCUGUCGUCAAGUCACCACCUCUGGAAGAGCCGAGAAGACAACCCGGUGAGUGCAGAUUAUUGCCUGUAUUAGUAGAUUUGCGCUCGAGCCUCGAGACAAAUUCCAAUACCACAUGUCCACCGCUCCCACGUGGAAAUGACUUAUCACCGACGACCGACGGUGCACUCGACCUAAAUUACUUCCAAGACUUGUGCACCACAGACUUGAAGACAGCACUCUCGAGACUAGAGGAGACUCUCAAACGAGUGGAUAUCAACGCCCUGACAAAAUACACCUCAACAUUAGAGCCAUCGGACAAAUUCCACUUGCUCCAGCUGAUCUCCACCCUCGUCUCAAACCUCAAGAGAGCAAAAGCCGAUGAAGACGACGAUCAAUCUCGCCCAUCACCCCCAUCCCCAGUGCCACCCUCCCGUCGACCAAGAAGACGAGUGAAUCGUCACACAAUUGGAGUGAGUACCGAGGAAUUGGCAAGUGCCAGGAGAUGGUUGGAGCAAGAGCGAGGACCAGCAGCUGUAAAAAUCACCCCGAAGCCGCUGCCAGAUGUGCCACUCCCGGAACCAGCUAGUGCCUCUGAAAGCCUCGACAGAGUACCAGAAUGGACGGAUAUGAACAUCCCGAGAACUUGCGACAAGCACAUAAAAGACGCCAUAAACCAGAAGCAGUCCCUCCAGCACAAGAUCAAAGAGAACGAUUCAGUCAAUAUUCCCCUGCCCUCUCUACCCUCUCUACCCUCAGACUGUGAGCCCUCCCCCUGGGAGAAUCCCCUGGACCCGAGUCCUGAUCCCGACAGACUACCCUACCCCUUCUGCAACGGCAAAUCCAACAAAUACUCAGUGAAAAAAUCAAAAAUCAAACGUGCAAAUACCAUUGACAUCCCCAACUACCUGAAGAUGCAGGCGGAGAAGCAGAAACAGGGAUCUGGCCUGAGAAGACCCAUCGACAUCAGCGACAAGAUCUCCUGGAAUCAAUUCUGCGGUCCUCAAUCCAUGAAUCCAUCACCAGCGAUUCCAUCAUUUCAACCUAAAACCGAGAACGACAAGAAAUUUCUGGCCCUCAUCACCAGGAACAACGAGCCCAGGGAAACAUGGAAGAGUAUUCCACCCCUCCAGCCAUCCAGUGCACCCUUCAAGAGCUUUAAUUAUCGACAGAUUAAUUCUGGGGCGGAUAAAAAUUGGAAGAGUCGUUUUUCGAACAUCAAGACAGCAUUUGACAAGCCCCAGUCGAGUCCAUCCUCGGUAUCGUCGUCACCCGCGUCCUCUGGGCCGUUUGCAUCCAGAAGGAAUUCCAAGGAGCUCGGAUUUUUCAAACACGAAGAGGAAACCCCGAAAUUCGAGAUGAGAAGCUUUCCCGAGAGUGGAGAGAGAGUGGCAAUGGCCUCGAGGAGAUUCUCAGGUGUUGGUAAAAUCGAGAAUAUCCUGGAGAACAGGAGUCCCCAGGGGAGAAAUCCAGCGUUCACUCAUGCAGUUGGUUCGCCCUUCAAGAAAUUUCCUUCGUCGAGGAACGAGGGCUCUCUCAAUGUGGAGAAGCCGGUCCCGUCCAAUUAUCUUCCAGCUUGUGCCAGUGGAGGUCUUCUCAAGGCUAAAGUCAGGAUGUUCGAUCAACCUUCACCGCAGGUGCCACAGGUGCCGCAGAGGCUCAUCAAUAACUCUGUCCCCCAGAGUAAUCAGAGAGCUUCGAACCUCGGCAAUCAAACUCGACAGUUCAAGCACGGCGAUCUCCUCCUGGAGAAGAUCAACCGGAAUAACAAGAGCCAACAGUUUUACGAAGACUUUCGAACAAAUGGCAUUCAGACUCAUCGAGAGGUUCAGGUUGACGUACCCCAGAGGCUCCACGAUAACGUGAAUCAGAAUUAUCAGAGUGUCGCUGUUCAGACGAGUGCCAGGUCGACCCCCAAGCCCGUAACGCCUGAAACCGAGGUGUUUCCAGUCCAGAGUUUUUGCAAGCCAGUGUUUUAUGAAUCAGAGAAUCCUAUCUACAUCCCACCGGGUGUAAAUUAUCACGAGAAUGGGAGGAAUCACCCCCAGGGCGAGGAUGAGGUGCUCCAGGUGCUGCCCCCAGUCACCCUGAGCAAUCAGCAUAACGUUGAAAAUGAGGAUACAACGCCGGAUAAAGUAAUAACGAGGUAUGCAGCAGCGAUAGGAACAGUUGCAAGUUGUCAAGCCCCUGAGUCCCAGGAGUGCCAACAAAAAAAUAGACCAGCACCUCUGAUCCUUCAGGACGACAUGCACCAUAUUUUGCAACACAAACCGAUGACUCUAGCUCCAGGACAGCCGAUAAUUCUCCAGGAUGACGUCCAGAGACACAAUCAGCUGCAGUUGAGUCUGAUAAAGAGGAUGCAGGGGGCAGAGCCCUCGGAGCCUCUCAUCGAGAUCAAUAAUACUCAGGACAAGAUAAAUAUUUUCGAGGAGAAAUCCCACCCACUCCCCAAAAUCAAUGUUAUCAGUCCCACGAGGACGAUGCCCCUCUCUCUCCCGGGUACCCCCAAGUCCUCGAUUAUUCCCAUUGACUCGAGUGAUGAGUAUUUAGUCUCGUGUUCGAGUCAUCCUAAUCGGUCCAUCGUACUGUCCAAGUCCGAGUCCUGGCACCAGCUUGCUCUUGCCAAACCCCUUCAGCAUCUCCAGGUACCACCACCCCACAAGCCACCGAAAUCCAGCUCUCCCCUGUCCCAGAGGCACUCCAAAAAUUUCGAAACUGGAAGCAAUCCCAAUCUCAAGAGGAUGGAGGAAAAAGUCCAGAGGUACUUCAAUAAUUCUCGUGGAUCCAGUGGCAGUUUGGAGUAUCACCAGUCAUGUGGAAAACGUGAGACCAGGAGAUCAUUCUCCCCGAAGAAGAUGCCCAAUUCUUUAGCGAGAAGUCAUACGAUGCCGCAUCUCUUUGAUGACAAUGACGUCGAUAAAGCCUUCGACAGCCUCUUCGAGGAGACAACCAAGGACAAUCGAUAUUAAUUCGAUUUUUUGGAUAGAAAAAAUGUCGUGAAAAUUUGUAAUUUUUUAUUUUUAUCGAAGAGAAAAUUCAAGAUCUAAUCUGGUAUUUUAUUGUGAUGAGAGGAUGUAGAGGAAAAUUACGAGAGGAUUUAAUAAAUAAUUUGAUGUAAA